GGGAAUCGAUUCACAGAAUGUUAGGCAAUCAAUUCACCCAAGUGCAAACUGAAUUUGGCCAGAACAUGUCUGUGUAUGGACACACAUACCGGAAGAAAACACUUUACUCGACUUUGAUGUUUAAAGUCUCUAGACGUGCAAUGAGAUACAUCCACACUGAAUCAAAAAGAGUCGAGUUUACUGGUAUGGAUAGCAUGAAGUGUGGUUGUCUGAUGAGGACUAACUACGGGCUGCCAUGUGCGUGUUUGAUUGCCAAGAAACUGCACCACAAUAGGCCUAUUAGACUCGAUGAGGUUUACAAACAUUGGAAGAUAAUUUGUUUCCAAGAUGAAGAAGUUGGUGGCGACGUCGAGGACGAUUAUGCGUGCACGGCAGAGUGGCAAGCAAUUCAGGAACGAUUGAGGACAGCUGAUGUAAGCAUGAAAAAUGAGAUCCGAGAUCAACUCCGCAAGAUUGCGUAUCCUACAACCACCGAUGUGGAGCCUCCGACCACAAAUGUAAAAUCAAAAGGGGCUAAAAAGAAAAAGGUGGUCCGUGGAACAAGAUCCACCAGCAGAGAUAAGUCUCGAUGGGAGCAUGUUGAAGAAUAUUUCACGGAGACACAAGCGUCGCAAUCGUCAAAGCCGUCUCCGUCAAUUCCGUCCCACUCAAGGCCAUCAUCAUCACAACCUACCGCAUCAAACCCUAUGCCUACGGUGUCUGAAGCUCCGCUCACUGUGUCCAACCCAUUGCCACUAACCUCAUCAUCUCAAAUUUUUGGAAUUAACCACAUGCCAAAAUUCAUGCAUCCCUUCAUUGAAGAUAUCACCAACGUGGACGGCGACGGCUAUUGUGGUUACCGUGCCGUUGCAUUGGCUCAGAGAGGCAACGAAGAUGAUUUUGAACUGAUACGGUGCAACAUGAGCAGGGAGUUGCGAUUGAAUAAGGAUAUGUAUGUUGCUAUAUUUGGUUGCGAGGAGCGUUACCAAUAUAUCUGUGAUGCACUACUCCCACCCCCGAGGACGAGACAACGUACUAGUAUUAGGAAUAGUGUUGCACCGAUGGAUAAAUGGUUCACGUUGCCGGAUAUGGGACAUAUCGUGGCCACCAUAUUGGAUAGAGUAGUUGUUCAGCUCUCCAUACUUCAAAACGGGCCUUGUGAAACUUUUUUCCCAUUGCGUUCCAUUCCGUCACCAAACCCGUCUUCAAGGGUUAUUUGCCUUGGCGCGUUACCGGAUCACUAUGUUUUGGUAAAGCUUAAAGUUGGGUGUCCGAUACCCAAAUCAAACAAGUCGUGGAAGCAAUAUUGUGCUAAACAAAGUUUGGGUUGGGAAGAUUCAUUCAUAGCUGCGCAACAUAGGUUCGAGGAGAUGAUGAGCACCGAGAACGUUGUCCCCGUCAAAAUAGUUGGUGCAGGCAGUAGAGAAACUCCAUUGGUGAUUGACUGAUCAUUUGGCCUAUUUUAAUGUAUUUUACGUUGUUAUAUAUUUUGAUGUAAAGAACAUCCAUUUUGUAAUGAUAUGAAUCGAGAUGUAAUGACAUCCAUUUUGUAAUGAAAUAUAUUGAAGUGAUUUGGUGUUGUGUAAUUGUUUGUGUCAAUAUAAUGAUAUUGG
Molecule: messenger RNA, 1592 nt
Organism: Trifolium pratense (red clover)
Lineage: Eukaryota; Viridiplantae; Streptophyta; Magnoliopsida; Fabales; Fabaceae
Exons: 2
Coding region: 18-1427 (469 amino acids)
Source: RefSeq, a predicted model, not a curated record